AUGCCAGAGUCCCUUGGCCUCAUCAUGCUGCGCCGUGUCGCCCUCCUCAUUCUCGCCUGGUUCUUGGGCCUCGCGGAAGAGACCUUCGAAAAGGAUAUUAAAAUUACUAUUUUCCCUGGUUCGGAACACGAGUUUGGAACCCACCGCCACGUCCUAUUGCCCUCCCUGAGUCUCUACCCGAAGCUCAAAAAUACCGUUCUCACGGCGUUCCAGUGCGACCUUGCCAUCGUUACAAUGUGCGACACGCUUACAGAGGCGCUGAGAGGCCACGUGCAGCGUGUUAAAGAGCUCGUCACGCCAAACCCGCCCUAG
Mytilinidion resinicola is the source of this 312-nucleotide messenger RNA. RefSeq lists its product as uncharacterized. Lineage: Eukaryota; Fungi; Ascomycota; Dothideomycetes; Mytilinidiales; Mytilinidiaceae. The transcript has 3 exons. Bases 1 to 312 code for a protein of 103 amino acids. The record is from RefSeq and is a predicted model, not a curated record.